This is a messenger RNA of Selaginella moellendorffii, 1296 nucleotides long. RefSeq names its product alpha-galactosidase. Gene Ontology annotation, biological process: carbohydrate metabolic process. NCBI's taxonomy places the organism in Eukaryota, Viridiplantae, Streptophyta, Lycopodiopsida, Selaginellales, Selaginellaceae. Gene Ontology annotation, molecular function: hydrolase activity, hydrolyzing O-glycosyl compounds. The transcript has 2 exons. Bases 1 to 1296 code for a protein of 431 amino acids. The record is from RefSeq and is a predicted model, not a curated record.
AUGAUGCAGUACGUCGUAAUAGAUUACCUGUGGUAUCGUAAGCUAAAACAUGGAUGGUUUAAAACUUCUGCAAAGUCGCCCGGUUAUGAUCUCAUUGAUAAGUGGGGACGACCGCUUCCGGAUCCAAAACGAUGGCCUUCCACGACCGGUGGAAAAGGAUUUGCACCUAUUGCCGCUAAAGUUCAUGCACUGGGUCUUAAGCUCGGUAUUCACGUCAUGAGAGGAAUCAGCACGACAGCAGUAAAGAAGAAAACUCCGAUCUUGGGCGCAUUCAAGAGCAAUGGACAUGCAUGGAACGCUAAAGAUAUUGCUUUGAUGGAUCAAGCCUGCCCGUGGAUGCAACAAUGCUUUGUUGGGGUCAAUACCAGCAGUGAAGGUGGAAAGCUUUUCAUUCAAUCUCUUUACGAUCAAUAUGCUUCUUGGGGGAUAGACUUCAUCAAACAUGACUGCGUUUUCGGGGCAGAGAAUCCCCAGCUCGACGAGAUACUCACAGUUUCAAAAGCUAUUCGUAACUCAGGACGUCCGAUGAUAUAUUCUUUGUCCCCGGGAGAUGGAGCAACACCCGGGUUGGCUGCAAGGGUGGCGCAACUUGUAAACAUGUAUCGAGUUACUGGGGACGACUGGGACGACUGGAAGUAUCUCGUGAAGCAUUUUGAUGUAGCAAGGUACCAAGAAUUGCAUUCUUUGUAUUCUGUUAACUUGCACUGUUUCAGAGACUUCGCAAAUGCGGGACUCAUUGCCAUUCCUAGCGUGGUUGGAGGCAAGUCUUGGGUAGACUUAGAUAUGCUACCAUUUGGACGUCUUACGGAUCCUGUGGCAAAGUCUCCUCUCAUGUUUGGAGGUGAUUUACGACGUUUGGACAAUGAAACAUUGAGCUUGCUUACAAAUCCGACGGUUUUGGAAGUAAACUCUCACAGUACGGGCAACAGAAACGCUCAAGGGAAUGACGCAGAACGAGUGUGGGUCGCUCAUGGGCGAGGCAAUGGACAAAUCUAUAUCGCCUUUUUCAACUUAUCGCGGAAGAAGCGAACGGUCACGUUGCCUCUGGUACACCUCAUACAACGAAGGACCCCGAAAAACGAGACGGACGAGUACGUAGCUUGCGCUGGAAAUGAAGCUUGGAGCCAGAAACCAGUGGCAGUGAUCAACGUUUUAGCCGAAGAAGUUGCUGGACAUGGCACUGUACUGUUUUCCCUUUUAUGCAACGUUGGAAGCCGUGAAGAGGUAUGGUUCGCUAGUGUUUAUAACAUUUUCAGCCAUCUCUCUCCGUUACUUUUGCAGGGAAGUAGCAUCUAA